Leptopilina heterotoma is the source of this 4619-nucleotide messenger RNA. RefSeq names its product exportin-4-like. Gene Ontology annotation, molecular function: nuclear export signal receptor activity. The record is from RefSeq and is a predicted model, not a curated record. The transcript has 12 exons. NCBI's taxonomy places the organism in Eukaryota, Metazoa, Arthropoda, Insecta, Hymenoptera, Figitidae. Bases 79 to 3471 code for a protein of 1130 amino acids. Gene Ontology annotation, cellular component: nuclear pore; cytoplasm. Gene Ontology annotation, biological process: protein export from nucleus.
UCUGUUGGUAGACAUGAUUUUAUUAAUUAGAGGGUGGGGGGUGUAAAAAAUUAUUAUUUUUAUCACAUUUAUGUAAAAAUGGCUGAUCAAGUGUUAAGGGAAUUAGAGGCUGCUGCACAAGUUGUUUUAGCGCCUCCGAAUCUUGUGAACGCUGAGCAGAGACAAUCGGCAGAAGCAGUGUUCCUUAAUUUUCGAAAAACAAAAUCGCCCUAUGUACUUUGUCGACAAAUAUUGGAGACAUGCACCGUAGACUAUGUUCUCUUUGAAUCGGCUGGUUUAAUAAAAUCAGCGUUAAUUAGAGAAUGGACAUUUUUGCCACCAGAGGAUAUUGUCUCAUUGAGACAAUAUCUUUUGCAUUAUAUCAUCACGAAACCCACAUUGGCAUUAUUCGUGAGGGAAAGAAUAUUGCAAGUUAUUGCAAUAAUGGUGAAAAGAGGAAGCGUGGAAGAUAUGGGUGAAGAGAGACGUCAAAUAUUAAAUGAAGUUGAAAAUCUCAUUAUGAGCGGAGACAUGCAAAGGCAACUUUUGGGAUGCAGCAUAAUAUCAUCUCUAAUGCAAGAAUAUGCAACGACUGUAAAAUCCUCCGACGUUGGAUUAACAUGGGAGACUCAUUUUAAAGCCAAGAAACAAUUUGAAUUGACUGAUUUAAAGAGGAUAUUUAAAUUUUGCAUUGGAGCACUCGGAGAAUUGACUAAAGAGAAUAUACGUGAAGAAACAUUACCACUUGUCAAACAUCUUUUGGUCAUAUCAGACAACAUUCUCCUAUGGGGAUUCAUUUAUGCAAACUUGCCAAAAAGAUUAAUAGGAGUUUUUGAAACUGUUCACGAAUCGGAUGUACCAUCAUUACGUUUGAAUAGUUCCUGGCAAGAUGUGAUUCUCGAUCCAGCUGUUUUAGACUUAUUUUUUACUCUCUACUGGAAAGUUCGUACCAAUCUACAACUCGCUCAUCAUGCAAGGAAUUGUCUUGUUCAAUUGGGAAGUCUGAAUAUGAUUGGUUUCUCUAGUUCUGGAAAAUUACAGUAUCUGACAAAUUAUUUACAAAACUUCCUUAAACUUCUCUCCAAUAUUGAAAUUAUCGAUCAGGAAGCUCUUGGAAUUGCUAGAAUUAUAAGAAAAAUCAUGACAUUCUUCCAAAAUACAUUAAAAUCAUUGCCCGAAGAUUUAUUCAAAUCGUUCAUGGAACAAAUCACGAGAUUAACUUGUCUAUUUGCUGAAGGCGCUGCUCGCGAGGAGUCUAUGUGUGCAGACGAUUGUUUAUACAUGGAAGCAUUCGAGAGAAUGCUUGACAUUUGGAGCACAAUUACAUGCCAAUACAAUUUGUGUCCUAAUGAAUUUAAUGAAAAUAGUUUUGUACAAAUAUUUAAUACGUACCUUCAGUGCCACUUAUCACCUCCUGAUGGUAGCAGAGGAGCAGGAGGCAGAGAAAUCAGCAACGAAGAAAUUAAUUCAAACGAGGCAGACGAUAGAACUAAAUUUAAUUAUCAGUUACACAGUAUAGGAAAUUUGGGAAGAGAAAUUCCGGGUCAUUCGCUACCACUUUUAGCCCGACUUCUUGAAGAUCGAACGAGCCGGUUGCGAGCUCAACUUAGCAGUAUAUUAAGUCAAAAGAUGACAGCCAAUAUUCCAAUAACACUUGAAAACAUUUAUGAAGAUUUACAUUGGAUAAUUCUCCUCGCGAGUCACGUUCUCUGUAUGGAAUCAGAAGGAGAAGUGCCUACAAUUCCAUCAGAAAUUAUGCGCUACAGCAUGAAACAGGUACAAAAUGGCCAAGUCGAUGUAAAUACAACAUUGCAGCUUUUGGCAUCACCACAAAGUAAUUUAUCGGACAUAAAUGGUGCUGAACAAUCAGCAGAUCACGUUGUUAGACUGACGGCCGCUGUUUUUCGAAUAAGCGAAAUUGAAAAAAUGGCAAUUGAAGCAAACGCGGCAUAUAUAUUGAGUCCUGAAUUAAGUAGUUCGAUAAUGUAUUUUUUACAUAAUUGGUCAUUGAAUUAUUUGAUGCCAAAUGAAGCAAAUUACUCGGAGAUUAGUACAAUAUUUUUGCAAGCUUUCGGUGAAGAGAGCCCGGGAGGCAUGUGGACUGUUAACUUUUUAUUGGAAAAAGUUCUCUAUAUGAUUGAAUCAUUCAAAGGAGAGCAAACUUUAUUAUUAUUGAUUAUUCAAUUAUUAUCGGCAUUGGCUCAAUCACAAACCAAGUCUGGGGCUUUACUGCAAUCCGAUCAUUUUCCGAGAUUGGUCGACUUAGCGACAAAGGCACAUUUAGAUUUGUCACAAAUUGCAAAGCGAGGUCUAUCGAAGGUUAUUGUUCAAGUUGGUGGAGCUAUUCAAGAUGCAUGUAAUAAGGAGCAAUAUUGGUCGCAAACUUUGCAACCUUUACAGAAUAGAUUCAAAGAAAUUAUUUCUAAUGAAUCCUUCUCUAGAUCGUAUCAUCAAGAGAAUGUCAAAAUGCAAAUUAUCGAUAUACUCGAAUCAAUUAUAGGGGUCGUUCAAGGAGUUCAAAGUUCAACGGUUGAUAGCGUUUUUCAAUAUACGAGUGUUAUUCUAAAUGAACUUCCUCAACUUCUCUCGUUAUAUAAUAAUUAUGAACAAGUGGUGCAACUUAUUUUGGAAUUAUUUUGCGAGUGCUCGAAAGGAAUGCUUUGCUAUUUAUCGGAGUCAAAUAGCUCACUGAUGUUUCAAGCGUGUUUGCAUACUGUUCAAACGUAUGCACGAUGCAACACAAAUCGAUCGACUAUUGAUACAACGGCUGAGGAAGACAGCUUUCAGGAUAUUCUUCUGCUCAUGAAACUUUUAACGAAUUUACUUGGCAAAGACAUUUUUGACUUGAGUCUCCCGGAUCCUGAUUCUAGUCGCGAUCAACCUUUUACAUCCGUGAAUGUAUUUUUGUAUGGUUUGAAUAUUGUGAUGCCCAUGAUGACCAUUGAUUUACUCAAGUUCCCCUCCUUAUGUUUACAGUAUUUUAAAAUGAUCACCUUCGUGUGUGACGUUUAUCCCGAGAAGGUUUGCGCACUGCCGGAAGAUUUACUGCAACAUUUACUUGUCUCAGUGGAAUUGGGCUUUUUCUCAUUUGGACAUGACGUUACUAUUUUGUGCUGUGAUAUGGUCCAUGUUAUGGCCAUGCAUAUUUUUAAGGAAAUUAACAAAGGACAACCAAGAAAUCAACUCAUGGCCCCAUUUUUAAACCUGAUAAUAAAUCUCAUCUUCAAUCAUCAAAUCAAUUCGGAUCUCAUAUCUCACACGGUUACACCAUUGUAUUAUUUAAUUUGCUGCUAUCAGGAGCAAUAUCAGCAAAUUGUCCAGGAUGUCUUAUCAUCUCAAGAGAAUACACAAAUUGCCGAAAGACUCGCAGCAGCUUUCACCGAACUCACAGCUAAUAUUGCAUUAAACGGCGAACGUGUAACAAUGAUUAAGUUCAAAGACAAUUUUGACAAAUUUAUUGUCAACAUACAAGGAUUUUUAAUAGUCAAGUAAAAUUAUGUCCAUUGUACUUACUGUAAUACAUUUUUUACGACUCUCCCAGUAAUUACAAAAGAAAAAACAAAAAAAAAAAAAAAAUUGUGAGUGUAUACGUUUGUAAUCUUAAGAAAAAAGUGAAAUGAUUUCUACUAAAAAAACUGAAAAAGACGAAUUUUCGGAAUGUCACAACGAAUUGAUUUCCGAAUAUUUUUAAUACAAGCGUACAAAUACAAAAAAUAAUAAUCAAGCCAAUACAUUCUUCCAGUCAUCGAAGCUUGAGAAUAUUUUUCGAAUACAAAUGUUUUCAAUUCUCGAUAAAUAAGAGAAUUUUCUGAGUUCUUUUUUUUAAAUGAUAAAAAAAACAGAGAACUUUCAGAAUAAUCAAGAACUCCAAUAUUUAAAAAAAAACUCGAUUUCUUUUUUUAAAGAAUCAAUUAUGCUGUGAAAGUUAAAUUUUAAAGUACCAGUAUUUAAUCUACACGAAAAAAUUAUUCUGCUCUAAAUCGACUCUUAUUGCACAGCACGAAAAAGGAAUAUUUAAGCUCUAAUUGUAUCGCAAAAAUUCAGUCCAUUUGUAUAAUUAUUGUGACGUUAUUUAUGCAAUGAAAAUGUGCUCAUAAAUAUUCUAUAAAAAUUUUCUAAAUAUGACUGAUAAUUCUUACUAUUAUAGUAUUGCUGUUUGUCGAAAUCGAUAAAAGAAAAAGAGCUGAAAUCAAAAUUUUAUCUAAUUGUGUUAAAUAUUGUAUUGGUACUUUAUUGCAAAACAAUUUAACAAAUGAAACUAAAAUACUACUUAAUUUUAAAUUUAGAGAAGUUAAAAGUUAUUUUUAAAUUCACUUUUUUAACACUUAAAAUAGAUAUCAAGCAGAACUGAUAGACUGAGAAUAUUUUCUCUUCAAAAAAACUUGGAUUAUAUUUUCAAAAUUUGACACUAAUGCACAUUUCCUGUUAUAAAAAAAACUACAUUUUUUUCGCUUGUUAAAACACGUAUAAAAAAAAAUGAAAAUUUGAUAUCACUUUGUCCACUGUUUAUAUUUCCUCGAUUUGAGUAUUAUGUACAGUGAUUUUUUUUUUGUUGCCUCCCUUUUUGUGGAUUCAUCCAAACGACUCCAUUUCAGUGUAAAAUUGAAAAAUCGAAUUUUCAAUAAAAUCUGUACAUAUUA